Molecule: messenger RNA, 1602 nt
Organism: Hemibagrus wyckioides
Lineage: Eukaryota; Metazoa; Chordata; Actinopteri; Siluriformes; Bagridae
Gene: eif4e1c
Product: eukaryotic translation initiation factor 4E family member 1c
Exons: 7
Coding region: 116-754 (212 amino acids)
Biological process (GO): translational initiation
Cellular component (GO): cytoplasm; eukaryotic translation initiation factor 4F complex
Molecular function (GO): translation initiation factor activity; RNA 7-methylguanosine cap binding
Source: RefSeq, a predicted model, not a curated record
AGUCAUUCAUCAGCAGAUUCGCGGUGUAGGAGUCCCGCGUGACUUCAACGGGUCGCCGUAGGUUCCGGUUUGUCUGUGUGACGUAACGAAGGGCCAGAAGAAUUUUACAGGCAAGAUGGCGACUUCGGAGCCGCGAGGACCUGAAAGUGAAGAGGGCUCGAAUGACAGUCCCACACCAGUUGCUGCCAGUCCUGAACAGUAUAUUAAACAUCCUUUGCAAAACAGAUGGGCUCUCUGGUAUUUCAAAAAUGAUAAGAGCAAAAGCUGGACGGAAAACCUGCGACUGAUUUCCAAGUUUGACACAGUGGAAGAUUUCUGGGCGUUAUAUAACCACAUACAAAAACCUAGUAAGCUUGGAUAUGGCUGUGAUUACUGUUUAUUUAAGGAUGGGAUCAAGCCCAUGUGGGAGGAUGACAGGAAUAAACUUGGAGGGAGGUGGUUAAUGACGCUCAGCAAACAGCAGCGACACAAUGACCUCGAUUGCUACUGGAUGGAGACACUGUUGUGUUUAAUUGGCGAAUCUUUUGACGAAGCCAGUGAAGAUGUUUGCGGGGCAGUAGUUAAUGUUCGUCCAAAAGGGGACAAAAUAUCCAUCUGGACAGGCAACUGCCAAAACAGGGACGCUAUUAUGACGAUAGGGCAACAAUACAAAGAGCGCUUGAAUCUCCCCGUCAAAAACAUACUUGGAUACCAGUCCCACGAUGACACCUCUAGCAAAAGUGGCUCUACGACAAAGAACAUGUAUUCGGUUUGAAGAAGACUUUCAAGUUGUAGGUUUAUUAAAAUUACGAAAUUUGCAUCACAUUAUUAUGUUUAAGUUGUCAACUGCUGUAGAGUCCUUCCUUUAAAAAAAAAAAAAUAGAAAAAUGUCAAACGUGCAUUUGUAGUACUCCAUUCUAAACGAAACAAGAAUAUCUUCUGGUUUUGACCUGUGAGAGGGACGGCAUCGGCCGAAGCUAUACGAUUCACGCUAGAUGAUCUUAUAGAAUUCAGACAUUAUGCUAACUAAUAAAAGUGCCCUAGCUGAAAAGAUUUACAGUUUAGACUGAAAAGACACUGUUCUUUCCUUUAACCUUUGUUUUUUCUCAUGCUUUUUGAUUAUGAAAAGUGUUUUUUUUUGGGGGGGGGGGUUAAAUAGCCCAAAAACUAUGAACACAUGAAGAGCCGACAGCUUAACUCAUAAAUUUUAUGGCCCGCAACUAUUUUAACAUGCUUUAGUUAGAGGUGUUUGGCAUGAAACAUGAUUGCAGAGGCACCUGUAGAGAGAAUAUCAUAAAGGUUUGUAAAAAAAAAAAAAAAAAAGCGCUGCGGUUGCUCUCCAGGUUCGAGAUUCGGACGAGCAGCCGAUCGUUGUUUCAGCUACGCUGGAAUUGUGGAAUCUUGCUUGUGGACCUACUUUCACCUUUUGUGUUAGCCCCACAUCUAUUUAUGACGUACAAAUUGCAGUUGAGCUACUUAGUGCGAGGAUGACUUAAAAACCCAUUUCUGUUUUCCAUUAUUAUUAUUUUCCUUCAUUUGUUUUUUGAAGUUGUUUAGUAAUGUGGACUACUGCUUAAUAUAGAACAUUUUUACAGUGAAUUAUACAGUAAAAAAAAAAAACAA